UCGUUAUCAUUUGUUGUCGGCGAUAUUCCGCGCAACAUUUUGUUGUUGAUAUACUGUAUCGGCAAGUUCAUUCGCUUGUCAAUAUUUGUGACGGGAAUAUUCUGUCAAAGUUGCAUGAAACUUUUUAAAAAAGGUGACAAUAUAUUCAAAGGUGGAGAAGAGCAAGGCAAACCAUUGGCAUUAACAAAAUUAAGAAGUCAUGGAAGAAAUAGGAGUGUAGAGUAAAACCCCACGAGGAGACAAAUUGAGAAUUAACGGCUGCAGAAACAUAAAUUUAUGAAAUUGUGUUUUGUUAAAACAGAUUACUUUGCCUUAGAUAUAUUUAUUUUCGUAAUAAAAAGACAGAUUCGAAAUUUUUCCAGGAUACUAAUAAUGUUAUCAUUGUAUAAUUGUGAUGUAACUUCUUAAUUAAAGUGUAAAGGGCAUACACUGACAGGAUUUGAUCAGUCUGUUUCUUUUUUCUUACUGAAGAUUUUUAUUUCUCGAUUUAACGGAAAAGGGAAUAAAGAGGUUAAUCAUUUUUGCUUUUUUUAUAAAGCUAUUAAAUAAGUUUCUCAAAAUAGUUAUUCUUCAGAAAUGAUUUUAAAUAUUUUGAUACAGACAUUGUAACACCAACACAUAAAGAGAAAGACGAAUUAAGAUGAUGUGCUUGUGCAUAAUAAAAUUAUAUAAUGCUCGUGUCAUUUCCUUAGAUGAAAUGUAAAAUUACGUAUGCAUAAUUCUAAGAAACUAUUUCUUAGAAGUUUAUCGAAAUGGGACCACUGUCAAUUUAAAUUCAUAGCAAAAAAAGUAUAAACGAAGAGCUAGAGAAUCUUCACUCGUAAUAAAUCUGUCAUUUCUUUGGCUUUUAUUACAAGAAUGUCGGAACUUAAAAAGACAUGAGACUGUCAAUUUUGGAAAGAAUAUUCAAACAAUUGUAACAUUUGUUGCAUCGCUGUAAAAGGACUUAACAAGUACGUCUUUUGAUUGUGUUAUUAAUAUGUACCUGUGACUUUUUCAAGCACUCAAAUAUAGUCGAUUAUGCCUUCUUCAAGAAUUCUUCAACUUCUGCAAUUUGCAGGAUUUAUUUCAGUAGCUACCACAGAAUGCACAUUCCCAGAAUAUAUACAAAGUCCUAUAGACGAAUCAGGAUCUCCAAUGCCUUGGACAACACAGGUGUCAUUACUCAACCUAAGACACGAGCCAAAAGUAAGACAAAUGCAAGAAGUUUUUGUGCAUGGUUCACUAAUAUGGAGUCAAAGCACAAAGAAUCGAUGGCCAUGUGACCGGAAGUCAAGACACGUUCAUUACAGAGCAACUUCCGGUAUACAAGGGAGUUGCUCAGAGAAAACAAAUCUACAUAACCGAACAUGUUUAACUGAAGAGAGAUUCGAUCAUUUCAAAGUCAUAGAAUAUGGAUCAGAAGGAGGUCCAUAUUUUCUGUGUGUCAAGUUUAUUCAGAGAAGCACAAAUGUCGUCCAGAUCAUGGAAGGCAAGAAGAGUAAAUUCAAUGAUAAAAAUUUAUGUGAUGAACGACAAUUACAAUUGAAAGAGUGGCCAUGGAUCGCUCCAUGGAGACGUCAGGUGAUCACAUGUCCAAUUAACGGUGGAUUUAGCUUCCGGACGUUGAACAAACUAACAAAUGAGGAUUUCUGCGAGGAGGAAUGGAGAAAAUCUCGUCUAGAAAUCGACUGUGCAAAAGGGGACGGUCUAAAUUUCAUCGCUCCAAAAGGCAGCCAGUGUAACCCCUUUUCAUCAAAAUCGGAAGUGUCACGGUUUUAUUGUUGGGCUGGUUGGCAAGAGUUAUAUUACACGUUCCUCGUUGUCGGUGACGCUAACGGCGAGCCCCAGUUCUGUCUCCGUUUUCCAAGGGAAAUUACUCAGAGUUUUCAGGUGAUGGUAUACUUCAGUGUUAUUUGCCCCUUGCAAGAAGACGGUAUGCCACCGACUGGAAUAGAGUAUCAUGAACUGGAAAUGAAUACAAUAGCACCUGAUAAAUGUGUUGAUGAUAAUACUGAGAGAUGCCACAUGGUUGAGAAGAAAGGACAGUGCAAAAAGGAAGAGAAAUACGCAGUUCAUUGCCAACGGUCGUGCAAGAAAUGUACUGAAAAUAGUGACACGUUUGACAUGUUGUGUCCCUUUGCGUCACGUGUACAAGGCACGUGGUUGUUUUAUGACACGGUUCAUAAGGAAGAGGUCAAGAUAAAUGACACUGCUAUACGUUUCUCACAGUUUGGCACGUUUAUAUGUAAGGAAAAAAGUGUGUUUAGUGACAGACUCUACAAAACAGUUACAGUAUUCAACAAUGGCUGUUCAAUGCGUUACACAUGUUUCGAACUGGAUAGAAGAAACAACAAUAUUCUACAGUUCCGUGUUGGAAAGAGCUACAGAACAGAUAUUGGAUUUGACAGUCUUUGUCAUUUUGAGGACCACAAAAGUCCCGUACAUGACCCGUACAGGAGCAGUAACAUGAAAAACCUUAUAUUGGACGGCCACCUUAGGGACGAAUACUGCGGGUUUUCACACACUAUACCGUUUAAUGGCACGGUGUAUGGCGAGGCGUGUACGGGUACAAUAUCUGACUGGGAUUCGGACGGAUGUGUGACACGAGGAGUGCUUAAUUUAAGGUCUCACACGUGCAGAAAUUUAGCUGCACCUAUGGAGUUACAAUGCCUAGGAUUCUUAAAAGAUCAUCCUUUAGAACAAUACCUGAUUACAAGAUCUAUGAUUAGUGGAAACUACAAUUGCUGGGUAUUAACAAGUUUCUUAUGCAGUCACUGGAAAUGGAAUUAUCGGGCCUUGGUCAAACUGGACAGUCCUCAAUGUUUCACAUUGGCAGACUCUACAUGUGCUUUGGACAGCACACCCGCAGUCUUGCUGUAUUUACAAGACGAGGACCAAUCAAGAUUUUGUAAGGGUACAAUAGGUGACAGAACGACGGCCGCCCCUUUACACCCCCGACAAUAUAACCAUAGUAACGACCAGCCGCCGUACCAUAAUCCUAAUACAGAUAUCGUUUACCAGAAUCCGCUAUAUGUGGAGUCAUUUGAGUCAACAGCUAACAGCAUAACGUUUAACAGCAAUUCUCUUAUCAAAUACAUAACAUCUGAAAACAUUUUUUCAGCAUUAGUUUAUAUCGUGACUUUAAUGUGGCGUUCAUGCGUUCUUCCAACAUGAUAAAACAGACAGUGUUUAGCUAAAUUAUGUGAUAAACUGACUCCCCUCCCCCUCCCCCCGUUUUUAUACAUGCUUAUCCGAAUGACUAUUAUCCGAAAAAGGAGUUCUAUACAAAGAAUGACCAUACCCAAAAUUUGCCAACCAAAAGGGCAUGUAUAAGAAUAUGAGUUCAGAUAAAAGAUUAGACUUCUUUUCAGAUAUGAACGUGUAUAAAAUAUUCACCAAUUUUCUGGUGAUGCUUAUUUGUUGAAUAUAUAACAUACAUGUGUAUAUAAUGUAAUUAUAGUUUAUACGUUGUGCUGUUAGUAAACUUCGUUAUAUAAAUUGAAAUAGUUAUUUAAUAGUGAAAUAAGUGUAGGUAGCACAUAUAUGUGUUUAUAUUUAUGUAAGUAAAUAAGCCCCUACAUGUAUAUACAUUAUAUAUUAUAUAUUAGUUGUGAACUAUGUGCAAAAAUAUACCCAAAAAAACUCU
Messenger RNA from Ruditapes philippinarum (Manila clam), 3628 nucleotides. RefSeq lists its product as uncharacterized. The transcript is spliced from 16 exons. The coding region runs from base 1021 to 3156 and encodes 711 amino acids. Lineage: Eukaryota; Metazoa; Mollusca; Bivalvia; Venerida; Veneridae. The record is from RefSeq and is a predicted model, not a curated record.